Ostertagia ostertagi is the source of this 1002-nucleotide messenger RNA. The record is from the annotation of a GenBank genome assembly. NCBI's taxonomy places the organism in Eukaryota, Metazoa, Nematoda, Chromadorea, Rhabditida, Trichostrongylidae.
AUGGAGACAGCAAACUUUCCUUCUGAUGUGAUUGAGCAUGCUAAGGCUAUCCUUUGCGGUUGCGGAGGUAACAGCUGCGGCGCUUACAGCCAGAGCACAGGAAUUGACAUUAUCCGAAAGCAUGUAGCCGAAUUUAUCUCGAAACGUGACGGUGUCCCGUGUGACUAUGAAAAUGUGAUUCUCUCCGGUGGCGCUUCUGAAGCUAUUCGUAACGUUCUCAAAAUGUUUAUCCGACGUGGGGCGCAGAAACAAACCGGAAUAAUGAUCCCCAUACCGCAAUAUCCCCUCUAUUCUGCAACGGUCGAGGAGUUUGGCCUCGGGCAGGUAGGGUACUUUUUGCACGAAGAGACGAACUGGAGCCUGGAGGAGAGCGAGUUGGAACGAUCUUAUCAAGAAAGCCUCAAGAAGUAUGAUACUCGUGUUUUAUGCGUGCUAUCACGUGAAAAUAUUGAAACUAUCAUCAAGUUUGCUCACCGACAUAACCUUUUCCUUAUGGCUGACGAAGUGUAUCAGGAUAACGUUUACGCACCAGGAUCGAAAUUCUAUUCGUUCAAGAAAGUUAUCAACGAAAUGGGUGCACCGUACAACAAGAUGGAAUUGGCAUCGUUCCACUCGGUAUCAAAGGGUUAUAUGGGUGAAUGCGGAAUGCGAGGCGGUUACGUAGAGUUUUUCAAUCUAGAUCCUGAAGUGUACGUGCUAUUCAAAAAGAUGAUAUCCGCGAAGUUGUGUUCAGCUAUUCUUGGGCAAGUCAUGAUGGAUGCCCUAGUUAAUCCACCAAAACCAGGAGAGCCAUCAUAUGAUUUAUGGUUGAAGGAAAAAACCGCAGUUCUCAAUUCACUCAAGGAAAGAGCUACUUUGGUGAAACAGGCUUACGGAAGCAUUGACGGAAUUCUUUGCAAUGAGGUCCAGGGAGCAAUGUAUGCGUUCCCACAACUAUUGUUACCUCCACGUGCAAUAGAAAAGGCUAGGGUAAGUUAUUAUCGAGAUCGCAUUUUAUCAUAG